Lagopus leucura (white-tailed ptarmigan) is the source of this 1142-nucleotide messenger RNA. RefSeq names its product homeobox A11 (gene HOXA11). Gene Ontology annotation, biological process: anatomical structure development; regulation of transcription by RNA polymerase II. Gene Ontology annotation, cellular component: nucleus. The coding region runs from base 1 to 891 and encodes 296 amino acids. Lineage: Eukaryota; Metazoa; Chordata; Aves; Galliformes; Phasianidae. The record is from RefSeq and is a predicted model, not a curated record. Gene Ontology annotation, molecular function: RNA polymerase II cis-regulatory region sequence-specific DNA binding; DNA-binding transcription factor activity, RNA polymerase II-specific. The transcript is spliced from 2 exons.
AUGAUGGAUUUUGAUGAGCGUGUUCCUUGUUCCUCUAACAUGUAUUUGCCAAGUUGUACGUACUACGUCUCGGGUCCUGAUUUCUCCAGCCUCCCUUCUUUUCUGCCCCAGACCCCGUCUUCUCGCCCUAUGACAUACUCCUACUCCUCCAACCUGCCCCAGGUCCAACCCGUGAGAGAAGUGACCUUCAGGGAAUAUGCCAUUGAUCCCUCCAGUAAAUGGCACCCCCGGAACAACCUGCCCCACUGCUACUCCGCAGAGGAGAUCAUGCACAGAGACUGCUUGCCUUCCACCACCACCGCCAGCAUGGGCGAGGUGUUCGGCAAAAGCACCGCGAACGUCUACCACCACCCCAGCGCCAACGUCUCCUCCAAUUUCUAUAGCACGGUGGGCAGGAACGGGGUCCUGCCGCAGGCUUUCGACCAGUUUUUCGAGACGGCGUACGGCACGGCGGAGAACCCGUCCUCCGCGGACUAUCCGCCGGACAAGAGCGGCGAGAAGGCGCCCACGGCCGCCGGGGCGACGGCGGCAACUUCAAGUUCGGAGGGCGGCUGCGGCGGGGCGGCGGCGGCGGGGAAGGAGAGGCGGAGGCGGCCGGAGAGCGGCAGCAGCCCCGAGUCAUCUUCCGGCAACAAUGAGGAGAAAUCCGGCAGCUCCAGUGGACAACGGACCCGUAAAAAGAGAUGCCCCUACACCAAAUAUCAGAUUAGAGAGCUAGAAAGGGAAUUCUUCUUCAGUGUCUACAUAAACAAAGAGAAACGCCUCCAGCUCUCCCGAAUGCUCAAUCUGACCGACCGCCAAGUAAAAAUAUGGUUUCAAAACAGAAGAAUGAAAGAAAAAAAAAUUAACAGGGACCGAUUACAAUAUUACUCAGCUAAUCCACUACUCUAAAACUCGUAGCGUUUUUCAAGACGAGAUUAAAUUCAGAUUUUGCCCUUGACAAGGUCAAGCCACGAGGUUACGUGGAGGAAGGAGGUGUGUAUCUGACGGGACUCGAAGAAACCGAGGUUUUCCAUACAUGUAAAUCUGCUCUGGACCUUCCAUGACGGUUUAUUGUUUUGUCUAUAUAUUUACGUUCCAACUGGAAUCGGUUUGAUUUUGCCACACGUGGCGUCCAUCCAUUUCCACCGCGCGCGUCACCU